Messenger RNA from Microthlaspi erraticum, 3747 nucleotides. Lineage: Eukaryota; Viridiplantae; Streptophyta; Magnoliopsida; Brassicales; Brassicaceae. The record is from the annotation of a GenBank genome assembly.
AUGAUGACAUUCCGCCCGUUGAUGCGUCGACUUCCAAUGGAAACCAUACAGGUGUUGGUUCCGGUGGAACACAAGUUCACAGUGGUGCUGUGUUGCCUUUUGUUGACUGGAGAAAACUAUAAUAAGUGGGCAUCGGAGUUGCUUAAUGCUCUUCAGGCCAAACGAAAGCUAGGUUUCAUACAUGGAGUCCUUCCGAAACCAGCUGUUGGGAUCCCUGAUAUGGAGAAUUGGUUGACGGUGAAUUCAAUGCUUGUGGGUUGGAUUCGGGCGUCGAUUGAACCUAAAGUUAGGUCUACUGUAACGUAUAUCUCGGAUGCUCACUUGUUGUGGACCGAGCUCAAGGAACGUUUCUCAGUUGGAAACAAAGUGCGUACUCAUCAGAUUAAGUCUCAGCUUGCUGCGUGUCGACAGGAUGGACAAUCUGUUCUUGAGUACUAUGGUCGUCUCUCUGCCUUGUGGGAAGAGUUACAGAUGUAUCAACCAGCGAUCUCAUGCUCCUGUGGAGCUGCCUCUGUUUUUGCCAAAGAAAAGGAGGAAGAAAAGAUCCAUCAAUUUGUUAUGGGUCUCGAUGAUGCGAGAUUUGGUGGACUCUACACGGGAAUCAUUGCAGCAGAUCCGUUGCCAAGUCUCGGUGAGAUUUAUUCUAAGGUGGUACGCGAAGAGCAAAGAUUGGCGUCGGCACGACUCCGUGAUCAAAACCAAGAGGCGUUAGGUUUUGCUACACGGCGUGAUGAAGUGUCACUCUCGUCCCGGCGAGAACAGAGUCAGAGUUCUGACUCGCGUUCUGACGUACCAAACUCAAUCCGUCGUGACAAAAAUGUCUUGUGUGCUCACUGUGGUCGUUCUGGUCAUGAGAAGAAGGAUUGCUGGCAGCUUGUUGGCUUUCCUGAAUGGUGGAAUGAACGCAAUAACGGGUUUGGUCGUGGUGGUGGUCGUGGAAGAGGUGGACGUGGAGCUGGUGUCAACAAUUCUGGCCGUGGUCGCGGUCAAGCUAAUGCAGCGCAUGCCACAAGCUCUAAUGCGUCUUCUUUUCCCGAGUUCACUCCUGAUCAAUGGAAAGCUCUCUCCAAGUUAAUUCAAGAGAAAUCGGGUGAAGCUAGUUCAGACAAGUUGUCUGGUAAGAAAGGUUAUGGUGAUGUUAUUCUUGAUACAGGUGCCUCUCAUCACAUGACAGGGAAUCUCUCAUUAUUACACAAUCUUGAGACGAUUUUACCAUUUCUAUCGGCUUCGCGGAUGGAGGAAAAACGGUUUCACUCCGACCAUUUUUCGAGGACUCUGAUUGGAGCCGGUGAGGAACGUGAUGGGGUUUACUACUUCAAGGACGUCAUGGCUGCAAGGAUUCAUCGAGCUGUUGCUGAUUCAGAUUUAGCUUUGUGGCACCAGCGGCUAGGACAUCCGUCCUUUUCUGUGUUUUCUUCUUUACCGUUGUUUUCUGGUGCUUCGAAAUCUGUUUGUUCGGGUCAGUGUGACGUGUGUUUCCGAGCAAAACAAACUAGAGAGGUGUUUUCAGAGAGUCUUAAUAAAACAAAGGAAUGUUUUUCCCUUAUUCAUGUUGACGUAUGGGGUCCAUACCGUGUGCCUUCCUCUACGGGAGCUGUUUAUUUUUUAACUAUCGUUGAUGACUAUUCUCGAGCAGUUUGGACGUACUUGCUACUUGAGAAAUCCGAAGUUAGUAAAGUCUUGAAGAAUUUUCUAGCUUAUACAGAGAAGCAAUUUGGGAAAACAGUAAGGAUGGUGCGUAGUGAUAAUGGCACAGAAUUUAUGUGUCUGUCUUCUUUUUUCCGCGAGAAAGGCAUAGUUCAUCAAACUUCUUGUGUGGCUACACCUCAGCAGAACGGACGUGUUGAUAGAAAGCACAGACACAUCCUCAACGUGGCUCGUGCCUUGCUGUUUCAAGGUAACUUACCAAUCAAGUUUUGGGGAGAGGCGAUCCUCACUGCUGCAUAUCUGAUUAACCGUACACCCUGUGCUAUUCAUCUUGGCCGCUCUCCUUAUGAAAUACUACACGGUCAGAAACCUUCCUAUGACCAGUUACGAGUAUUUGGGAGCGAAUAUUACACACACAGGGCCACACGUGAUAAAGAUAAGUUUGCUCAACGAAGUCGUCGUUGUGUGUUUCUUGGGUACCCUUUUGGAAUCAGUUUUUCCUUACACAAUUCUUCUCCGCCACAACAGUCUUCGUCUCCAGCGUGUCUCGACGAGGAUUGGUUUAUUUCUCCAAUGUCUUCUCCUGUAAGGGGGAGCGUCUUACCUGAAACUGCACCUGUGACGGAUAAUACACAAGAACCUGAGUCAGAUAUUCCACAAGAACCUGUGACAGAAAAAUCACAAGAACCUCUCACAGUCAAUCCACAAGAACCUGGCUCAGAUCAUGUCACAGAAACAGAACAAGAACAGAGAACUGUUGAGGAAGCGGCUGCUCCGAGUUUAGGUCGUGGUCAGCGGCAACGGUCCACGUCUGUCAAGCUACGAGACUACGUCACUUAUAACGUCGUGUGCAAUCAAGACCCCCAUCACGCUCCUCCCGAUCCCACAUCUCAGUCCUCAUCGGUCCAAGGUACAUCUCUAUACCCGCUGUCUCAUUUUAUUUCGGAUGAAUGCUUUUCACCAGGGCAACGUGCGUUCUUUGCUGCCAUUACUGCGGGAGAUGAACCGAAACACUUCAAAGAUGCUGUUCAAAUUAAGGUCUGGAACGAUGCUAUGGGAACUGAGGUGGAUGCGCUUGAACAAAAGCGUACGUGGGAUAUUUGUGAUUUACCUCCUGGCAAAGAAGCUCUUGGUUGUCUUUGGGUUUACAAGACGAAGUAUAAUUCUGAUGGUACUAUCGAGAGAUACAAGGCUCGGCUAGUUGUCCAGGGCAAUCAUCAGAUUGAAGGAGAAGAUUUCGAUGAAACUUUUGCUCCUGUUGUCAAGAUGAAUACUGUUCGUUCUGUUCUUCGUCUUGUCGCAUCUAAAAACUGGGAGGUUUACCAAAUGGACGUCAACAACGCUUUCCUUCACGGUGACUUAGAAGAGGAAGUGUACAUGAAACUUCCUCCAGGGUUUCGUCACUCUCAUCCUGGCAAAGUUUGCCGUCUUCGUAAGUCAUUGUACGGGCUCAAACAGGCUCCGCGUUGCUGGUUCAAGAAGCUUUCUGAUGCAUUGCUUCGUUUUGGUUUUGAUCAGUCGUAUGAUGAUUACUCUUUGUUCUCUUACUCGCGCAAGAACAUUGAGCUACGGGUUCUCGUUUAUGUGGAUGAUCUCAUUAUUUGUGGUAAUGACUCCUACAUGAUUCAGAAAUUUAAAGAUUACUUGAGUAAAUGUUUCUCCAUGAAAGAUUUGGGGAAACUGAAGUAUUUUUUGGGCAUCGAAAUAAGUAGAGGACCCGAGGGUAUGUUCCUUUCCCAACGCAAGUAUGCGUUAGACAUUAUCGCCGAAACUGGCAAUCUUGGUUCUCGGCCAGCCACAACACCACUUGAGAGUACACAUCAGUUAUCUACGGUCGAGAGUCCUCUUCUUGAUGAUCCAAAGAAGUAUCGGCGGCUCAUGGGCCGACUCAUAUAUCUACUCAAUACAAGACCAGAGUUGUGCUACUCUGUUCACCUGUUGUCUCAAUUCAUGAAGGAACCAAAAGUGGCUCAUUGGGAAGCAGCCUUGCGUGUUGUUCGUUUCUUAAAAGGAUCUCCUGGCCAGGUAUUUUCUUGUCGUCUGAUCCUGAUCUUACCCUCACGGUCUAUUGUGAUGCUGAUUAUAACUCGUGUCCGUUAA